Messenger RNA from Laccaria bicolor S238N-H82, 1782 nucleotides. RefSeq lists its product as uncharacterized. The transcript has 8 exons. The record is from RefSeq and is a predicted model, not a curated record. NCBI's taxonomy places the organism in Eukaryota, Fungi, Basidiomycota, Agaricomycetes, Agaricales, Hydnangiaceae. The coding region runs from base 1 to 1782 and encodes 593 amino acids. Gene Ontology annotation, cellular component: mitochondrion; peroxisome. Gene Ontology annotation, molecular function: carnitine O-acetyltransferase activity. Gene Ontology annotation, biological process: carnitine metabolic process.
AUGUCUACAUGCAAGCUCGUUCGCCGACCAGAGAACUGGAAAGCUGCUGCCCCAGAUCCUCUCCCCAAUUCCCUCACUUUCGCCUCUCAGUCGACCCUGACGAAGUUGCCGGUCCCUGCACUCCAUGAUACCCUCUCACGUCUGAAGGAUACCUUGAAACCUAUUGCGUGGUCGGAUGCGGAAUACAACGCUAUAGAUAAAAUGAUAGACUUAUUUGCCGCCAACGAGGGUCCUGUACUCCAUUCCCGGUUGUUGAAGCGGGCGGAGGAUACCCAACACUGGCUAGAGAAUUGGUGGGAUGAUGGAGGUUAUUUAGGCUACCGGGACUCCGUUGUUGUUAACGUCUCUUAUUAUUAUGGUUUCGACCGUCCUCCUGCCCAUCUCGGACAAACUCCUGUCGCAAAAGCUGCGGGUAUUGCACGCGCCGCAAUGAUCUUCCGCCAACGAUUGAAGCAAGGCCUCAUCAAACCAGAAGCCACCAAGGAGGGACCAAUUUGCAUGGACACAUAUCGUUGGAUGUUUGAUUGUUGCCGGGUGCCCGGCCCAGAGGGCCUCGAUUGGAGUGUUUCCUAUGCAAAGGCAGGCGACUUUGGAGAAUCUGGGCACAUCAUAGUUUUGCGGAAGAACCGGGUGUGGAAAGUUGAAAUGACACACAAUAAACGGAUUCUAAGCACACAGGAAGUUGAACAGCAAAUACAACACAUUUACGAUAACACUUUACAGGAUUACCCCGGCGUCGGCGUUUUGACGGCGUCUAAUCGUGAUAUUUGGGCGAAGGACUAUAACGAACUCGCAUCAUCACCCGUCAACUCAUCUAUACUGAAAGCUAUACAGUCCUCUGCAUUUAUCAUCAGCCUCGACUCCUCCGCGCCUACAACUCCAGUACAUCACAGUCGAGCUUUGUGGCAUGGCGACGUCAUCGACGGAGUACCUACCGGCCUUCGCAACCGCUGGGUGGACAAACCUUGCCAGUUUGUUGUGUUCGACAAUGCAUGUGCUGGCUUUAUGGGUGAACAUUCAGUUAUGGAUGGCACGCCGACUGCGCGGAUGUGCGAUGAUGUUCUCGACAUGCUCUACGACCCUGCAUUUGAACAUGGAACUGCCGCUGUCUCGCUGACACCUGCUGCUCUGGACUGGGAAAUUUCUCCAGCCAUCUCCAAGGCCAUUUCUGUUGCUGACGCUGCCGCAAGGGACCUAACAGAGAGUCAAGAAUUGAAUUUCCAUCUUACAUCGUACGGGAAGGCUGCGAUUAAGGAGUUUGGUGUUUCGCCAGAUUCAUGGGCACAAAUGAUUAUCCAGCUAGCAUAUAAGCGACUUAUUGGAAAUGAGAAUCGAAUUGGCGCGACUUACGAAGCUGCAACGACUCGGAAGUUUUACAAAGGGCGUACAGAAGCAAUUCGUGUUGUGACGAAUGAAUCCGACGCUUGGGUUAGAAGUAUGGACGAUAAGAAUGUAAAUGCGGUUCAGCGGAAGAAACUUUUUGACCAAGCUACCAAAAAGCAUGUGAGUCUAGCAAAAACCGCUGGUCAGGGCCAGGGUGUUGACCGCCAUUUGUUCGGGUUGAAGAAGCUCCUACGCGAGGGGGAGGCUACACCCGCGCUCUUCACUGACCCUGUCUACAUUCGCUCGAGCUACUGGUGCCUGAGCACUUCGGCGAUCUUUUCAAAACACUUCCCAGUGUAUGGGUGGGGUGAGGUUGUCCCUGAUGGCUUUGGAGUUGCGUACAUGACUGGUUAUGAUGGUGACUUUUUUACGCCCAAUUUUUCUUACUUUCUGAGUUGA